Messenger RNA from Episyrphus balteatus (marmalade hoverfly), 3967 nucleotides. RefSeq names its product probable ATP-dependent RNA helicase kurz (gene kz). Gene Ontology annotation, molecular function: RNA binding; ATP binding. Gene Ontology annotation, biological process: maturation of SSU-rRNA from tricistronic rRNA transcript (SSU-rRNA, 5.8S rRNA, LSU-rRNA). NCBI's taxonomy places the organism in Eukaryota, Metazoa, Arthropoda, Insecta, Diptera, Syrphidae. The transcript is spliced from 6 exons. The coding region runs from base 154 to 3855 and encodes 1233 amino acids. Gene Ontology annotation, cellular component: nucleolus; intracellular anatomical structure. The record is from RefSeq and is a predicted model, not a curated record.
UAGAAUUUUGACGAAUUGUUUUGUUUACAUUUUGUUUUCCCUUGGAGUCUGCAUAUAAAUUUGGUGCCUGCAUAUAAAAUAUUUGCGAAAUCUUACUGCGGAUAGCUUUGCCAAAACAAACUCGCCUAAUGAAGUCUCAGUUUUAAGUCGAUAAUGCAGUUUAAUUUCAUCUACGAACGCACCCCGAAAAAAACAUCGCAAAUGAACUGUCAAAAUUAUCAACCUCUAUUGCUUGUCAUAAUUCAUCACACGUGCGAUGUGCAAGACGAAAACAAACCAAUUUCUAUUCUUUAUAAAUUUUAUUUUAUAUUAAAAACACAAAUAAUGGGUAAAAAAGUAUUUAAUGCCAAAGCUCGGCAAUCUCACAAAACCACCAUCGACAAUUCCGAAGUCAAAAAAAUCAAACUUGAACUUGGCGAUUCAAUUGCCACUGCUUCAGGCUACGAUGAUGCAAAUCCUUUAGUUCUACCUUCUCAAAAACGUAAAACAAAAACCAAACCAGAAAUUAUCCAACACACAAAGAUUCUAACAAAAAAACAAAGGAAACGCUUGCAAACUAUUGUUGACAAAAAACGUAAAAAAGAAGAGAGAGCAUCUAUCCUUGAAGGUCUUGAAAAAGUUAAAAUAUCUCCUGAUGAAUUGAGUUUAUAUCAAUCAAUUAGUCAAGUUCAAACAAUCGGUUUAAAGAACUUUGGCAAUUUUGAUGCCAUUCAAGAAAAACAAAAACGAAAGAAAGAACAAAAACAACAAGAAGACGCCGCUGGCAGGGUAAGUAGCAUUGCUGGUAUAAACAAACGCAAACGAUUAGAACUUUUAAAAGGCUAUAAUGAUGCCGAUGAAAGCAAUAGCGAUGGGGAAACCCAGGCAAAAAAGAAGAAUCCAAAUGUAAUUGGGUUGGAAGGUGAUCUGUCCUCAUCGUCUGAUGAAGGAGGAGAGAAAGAGGAGGGGCCUAAAGAUGAUGAAGUUCUUCCUGAAAUCAAAAAAGAACCUGUUGUCAUUGAAAAAGAGACAAAAAUUCCAGAAAAACCAAAGGUUUCCUCCAAACCCGCUGUAUUUAUCCCUGUCAAUCGUGAUCCAGAGAUUCAAACAGCUCGUUUAAGACUACCAAUUCUUGCAGAAGAACAGACAAUAAUGGAAAUUAUAAAUGAAAACUCCAUAAUCAUUGUCGCUGGUGAGACGGGAUCUGGAAAAACUACACAAAUCCCUCAAUUCCUCUACGAAUCUGGUUAUGGCCAGCAUAAAAUGAUUGGAAUCACUGAACCUCGUCGUGUUGCUGCCAUAUCCAUGUCGAAACGUGUAGCUCACGAGAUGAAUCUUAGUGAAAAAGAAGUCUCCUACUUGAUUCGUUUCGAAGGCAAUGUUACAGAACAGACAAAGAUCAAAUUCAUGACGGACGGUGUACUUCUGAAAGAAAUUGAAUCUGAUUUCAUGCUUCAGAAGUAUUCUGUGAUUAUACUUGAUGAAGCUCACGAAAGGAGUGCCUAUACUGAUAUCCUAAUUGGUCUACUCUCCCGUAUUGUACCGCUCCGAGUGAAGCGUGGUAAUCCUCUGAAGCUUAUUAUCAUGUCAGCUACAUUGAAGGUGGAAGAUUUUCUGGAAAACUCGAAACUGUUUCGUCUACCUCCACCGCUUAUUAAAGUUGAAGCACGUCAGUUUCCGGUAACAAUUCACUUUCAAAAGACAACAGUUGAUAACUAUGUUGAAGAAGCCUAUAAGAAGACAAUGAAGAUCCAUUCAAAGCUUCCAGAAGGAGGGAUUUUAGUUUUCGUCACAGGACAACAAGAGGUCAACUAUCUGGUGAGGAAGCUUAGAAAAAUGUUUCCAUAUAAACCAGCAGUCGAGGAUAAACCUUUAACCUCCUCCUCUGCUGAAACAAAAGAAGAUUCUCCUGAGAAAGAAGUAGACAUUGAAGACGAUGAUGAAUUUGAUAUGAAAAAAGCGAUAAAGAAUGUCAAAAAGUCCAAGAAAAAGUUUGUUUCCCAGAUUUCUCUUCCCAAAAUCAAUUUGGAUGACUAUAAGCUUCCUAGCGAUGAUACUGAAGCUGAUCUGCAUGAAGACAUUGACGAAGCGGAGGAGGAUAUCGAUGAGGAAAACGAGGAAUCUGAUGAUGAGGAUGUAGGCGAGGAAUUAAGAACUUCCCAGCCACUUUGGGUGCUUCCACUCUAUUCCCUCUUGUCAUCUGAAAAACAAAGUAGAAUAUUUAGACCACCUCCUGAGGGAUGUAGACUGUGCAUAGUGAGUACGAAUGUGGCUGAAACUUCUCUCACUAUACCCAACAUUAAAUACGUAGUGGAUUCAGGAAGACAGAAGACCCGUCUCUAUGACAAAAUAACCGGAGUUAGUGCCUUCGUCGUCACAUUCACAAGUAAAGCAUCGGCUGAUCAGAGAGCUGGUAGAGCUGGACGUACGAGUGCUGGACAUUGUUAUCGUCUCUACUCCAGUGCGGUCUAUAACGAUGAAUUUGAAUCGUUUAGCACGCCAGACAUCCAAAAGAAACCAGUGGAUGAUUUAAUGAUGCAAAUGAGAUGCAUGGGAAUCGACAGGGUGAUCAACUUCCCAUUUCCAUCUCCACCAGAUGCGGUGCAGCUUCAAGCCGCCGAAUCUAGAUUGAUUGUGUUGGGAGCUCUCGGUCCUAAACAUAAUCCAGAAGAUCCAAAAUGUGUUCCACCUGUAACGAAACUGGGGCAUGUUAUAUCAAGAUUCCCGGUGGCCCCUCGAUUUGGCAAAAUGUUGGCUUUGAGUCAUCAACAGAAUAUGCUUCCGUAUACAGUUUGUUUGGUGGCAGCACUCUCCGUUCAAGAACUUCUCAUCGAAGUCGGUGGGAAUAAGGAAAAAGACGAUGGUAAUAAAUGGCAUCCACGUCGUCAGUCAUGGGCAUCGACAGGAAAUUUUGAACUUCUUGGUGAUCCUAUGGUACUCUUGCGAGCAGUUGGAGCUGCUGAAUACGCAGGAUCGAAGGGUGAAUUGUUAACAUUUUGUAAUGAAAAUGGAAUUCGACACAAAGCUAUCACAGAAGUUCGUAAAUUGCGUGUGCAACUGACGAAUGAGAUCAACUUGAACAUGGCCAAUGUCGAUCUCUGUGUAGAUCCUGAAAUGGUUCCUCCCACUGAUAAGCAAGCCAAGUUUUUGCGACAAAUUUUACUUGCUGGAAUGGGUGAUCGAGUAGCCAGGAAGGUACCACUCGAUGAUAUCAAUGACAAAGAACAGAAAAGAAAAAUGAAAAACGCAUACAAUUGUUUGGAAAUGGAGGAACCAGUUUUUAUGCAUUCAUCGUCGAUUUUGAAGAAAAAACAACCAACAUGGGUGAUUUACCAGGAAGCCUAUGAAACUAGAAGUGGUGAUUCAACAAAGCUUUUCAUUCGGGGUGUUACUGCAAUCGAACCAGAAUGGUUGCUGUUGUAUGUUCCGAGAUUGUGCAAUAUUCGUUCUAUUAAGGAGGAUCCUUUGCCGAAAUACAAUUCCGAUGAAGGAAAGGUGUAUUGUUUUGUGGAUGCGACUUUUGGAAAAGCUGCCUGGGAGAUACCGUUGGCUGAAGUGGAAAUGCCUUUAAGUGAAAAAGCAUGCUGUUAUUUUGGUAUGUUCUUUUUGAAUGGAGAUGUUUUUCCCAAACUCCAGGAUUUCAAAGCAAAACUUAAGGUCACACCAUCUUCGAUUACAAAGAGUUGGUCGAAUCUAAAUGAAAAUGUGACAAAGUUUAAGAGAGCAUUAUUCAUAAAAGAAAUUCAUUGUAGACAAGCGUUGUUAGAUGAAUGGGAGAAAGAUCCUAAUUAUUUGAUGCAACAAUACUGCGAUCUAUUAUUUGAGGUGACAAUGUCUGAUUUGGUACACAUAUGGCCACCUAUUGAAAAUGCUUGAUAAAUUAGGAAUUGUUUUCUUUUUUUUUAUUGUAGAUAGAUUUUAAUAAAAAUAAACACAAACGAGAGUGUAAGUUAUGUUAAUGUCAAAAAAUAGAUUUGCUUUCUUUCAU